Thlaspi arvense is the source of this 666-nucleotide messenger RNA. Lineage: Eukaryota; Viridiplantae; Streptophyta; Magnoliopsida; Brassicales; Brassicaceae. The record is from the annotation of a GenBank genome assembly.
AUGAAGCUUAUCUGGUCGCCUGAAACCGCUUCUGACGCCUAUGUCCACACUGUUCAAUCGUGCAAAAGCUACAAGGAAUCAGGAGUAGCGGAGUUUUUAUCAGCUACGGCGGCAGGAUGGAACGCGAGGCUAAUCGUUGAGACAUGGUCACGCGGCGAUCCAAUCGCGACUAGCGUCGGACUAGCGGUUGCCGCAACUCACACGUGCGGAAGACACGUGUGUUUAGUACCUGAUGAGCAGUCUAAACUGGAGUACGUAUCAGCCAUGAGAAGAGUCUUUACGACGGAGGUUACGGAGGUUGUGGUGAUCGGAGAAUUUGUGGAGGACACGGUGGAGGAGUUUUCCGGCGUAGACUUCAUGGUGGUGGACUCGAAGCGGCGUGAGUUUGUCAGAACGCUGAAGUUUGCGAAAUUGAGCAACAAGGGUGCCGUUUUGGUGGGUAAAAACGCCACGCAGAGAGCGAUCUCUGGGUUUAAAUGGCAAGAUGUGUUGAAAGGUGGGACGCGUGUUGUGAGAUCCGUGUUUUUACCGGUUGGGAGUGGGUUAGAUAUAGUACACGUGGGAGCCUCCGGUAGCCAUCAGCGUAGUGACUCGAGGAAGCCUACUAGCCGUUGGAUUAGACACGUGGAUCAUAUAUCAGGAGAGGAGCAUUUAUUCAGACGCUAA